CUUAAUCAGUGUUUGCAAAAUGGCAGCCUCCAUAUAGAAAACAAACUUGUUGCUUUCACGACAGCUUGAGCGGUAUUUGGUUUUAAUCUACAGAUGUGACGAUGACGCUGUUGCUGGUGCUGUGCUGCCUAGGGUUGUGGACGCUGUUGUACCUGCUGCUGUGUCGACUCAACCCUGGGCGGCGCUGUGAGUGGCACUGUCGCUCUGUCACCGCCAUCCACGCCCUCCUCAUCACCUCACUAGCGGCCUGGUGCAGCUUCAUCCAGGGACCCUGGCCUUUCACCCAUGCAGGAGGCCCGAACACCCCACUCCAGUACCUGACCACGUCCAUCUGCCUCGGCUACUUCAUCUUCGACUUCUCCUGGUGUCUCUACUUCAAAACCGAGGGGCCAGCAAUGAUGGCCCAUCAUGCUCUCAGUAUAUUUGGGCUGACCGUCACCCUGGUGGCAGGGAAGUAUGGCACCGAGCUGGUCGCCACCAUCUGUGGCGCUGAACUCACCAACCCCUUGUUGCAGCUCCGCUGGUUUCUCCGUGAGACGGGACAAUAUCACACGAUCGUUGGAGAAAUUGUGGACAUAUUGUUCAUGGGGACCUUUGGCAUGCUGAGGAUCGGGGUGGGGUCAGUGCUUUUGUACAGCUACUUCCAACAGCCUACUGACUUCUUCGGCCGAUUAGGCGGCGUGUGCAUAUACGCGAUUGGUUGGGUGUUCUGGAUAGCCAUUGUUCAGUAUGCCAUCAAGAAAUACACAAAACGGUGGAAUGCAUGGAAGAGAAAAAGGAAAAACAAUGGCAGCUCUGUUGUUUCCAAGUCAGAUUCGAGACAUGAAACGUUGUCAGGUAACUCUGAAAUGACACAGACAGCAGAUAUAUUAGUUGGUCAGAAGGUAUGUUCACACUCAGAAUCACUGGAAGACAUUCCGUCUCAGGGAGAGCUGAAGAAACCUAACGGGUACUUGCGGGUCGGAAAGCCACUGCCGCCAUCGCCAGAAGGAAGUGACGGGAUCAUCAACGGAAUUGUUCACAGUCACAUAUCCUGUCUGGUGCCCGAGGCGGACAAGAAAAACGUGUGACACACUUGCUUGUUGUCUCUGGACCUUGAACAGGACUACGUCGACCAUUCAAAAUCAACUCAGAAGCAACAUUUGUUGAGGAACCUUUACAGGAAUUUCCAAGUAUUUUUGACUAAUUUUUUGGCUGUCAUUUUGUAACAUGAAUGUUUUUUUAUAUGUGUAUGAAUUAUGCUCAAAUUGGAUUAUUGCCAGCAUUAUUGAUCUCCGACACAUUGGGAUCAAAUCUUUGACAACUAUUGACUGAAAGGAGUGAUGUUUCUUACUGUAAUGCUUCAUGUAACCGUGAAACCCUUUCAGUUAGACUGCCUUAACUCGGGUUUAAGACGGUGUCUCUGCAUGGCUCCAGCUCAUGGGAAUGACCCCUCUGGUAUAAUGUCAGAGGUAAGUACGAUCUGGGCAGAGUCAUUACGACAUUUUGCACCAAAUUCCACCAAUACGAUAAAAAGGCCAAAAAAUAAAUAGCCAGUUAUAUGGUCUACCGUAGUUAAUAAUUACACUAUCUGCCCAAAGCCUAAGACCUGCCUCGCUUUCCUUGCACUUCAAGCUGACACGCCGUAAGAUAACAGAAAUACUGUUGAGGGCAGAGUAAGGCACUAUGUGUAUUGAUGCAGGCAUGCUUGUGCCUGAAACUAAGGACUUGUGUCGAGGUGAGCCGUCCUACCUGUAGAGAGGGGCGGUCGGGUAGCCUAGUGGUUAAAGCGUUCGCUCGUCACACCGAAGACCCGGGUUCGAUUCCCGUCAUGGGUAAAAUAUGUGAAGCCCAUUUCUGGUGUCCCCCACCGUGAUAUUGCUGGAAUAAUGCUAAAAGCGACGUAAAACCAAACUCACUCACUCACUACCUGUAAAGAUGCUACUGUGAUUCUUGCCUGUACCCUCAGUCUCAAUGUCAUUGCUACAGAAGUGGACAGUAGUUUAUUGUGUAAUUCUUUUAAUGAUUUGAAAAGAAACGUGGCAAAAUAAAUUUUAAGUUUUGCUUUAAAAUAUUUCAUCCCACCGAAUGCAUCAUUAUGUGUUGAGUCCUGUGUUGGCCCUGAAAAGACUUUUUUUUUUUAAAGACCAACCUAGUAGGGCUGGAAUGUGUCCAAAUUUACUCCCCGGGUACCCACCCCUCUAUUACCCGACCCUACCCGGGUACCCACUGUAGGUCUCUGGAGAUGUCUCAAAAUGUCUGAUUUGGAACUUUUUAGCAUAGCCAUGACAAAACGUAUUCAGAUGCAUGUAUUAAACAAUCUGGUCAUGCAUACACUGAAGUUGACUAAGUUAUUUGUAUAAUCAACCAUAUUCAAAGUCAGAAGGAAUGGGUGCAUAGUCAGAAAGAAAUGCGAACAUUAGUGACUUGUAGUGUAACCGAAGAGUUCCAGAUAAUUUUUGUCAUUAAACAAUAUAUCACGUGACUAACCCUUGGUCCGGGUAGUCCUGUGGAUACCCGGGUCCUACUCAGUACCCAUCCUACCCAGGUACCCAAGUUACCCGUCCCAGCCCUACAACCUAGAUUUGUUUGCCAAAAUAUCUGUAAAAAAGGAAAUUUAAAACAUUUCCCAGUGACGAUGACGGGCAUCCUCUGAAUAUAUGGUUAUCUCACGAUUACCAGUAUUACAAUAUUUGAUACAAAGUAUUGUUCACAAUCGCACUUCACAGUUGACUGUGUUGAUUUGGUUGGUUUGUUGUUUUACGCCACACUCAGCAAUAUUCCAGCUAUAUGACGGCAGUCUGGAAAUAAUCGAGUCUGGACCAGACAAUCCAGUG
Molecule: messenger RNA, 2816 nt
Organism: Haliotis rufescens (red abalone)
Lineage: Eukaryota; Metazoa; Mollusca; Gastropoda; Lepetellida; Haliotidae
Product: TLC domain-containing protein 5-like
Exons: 4
Coding region: 102-1070 (322 amino acids)
Cellular component (GO): membrane
Source: RefSeq, a predicted model, not a curated record